Acanthopagrus latus (yellowfin seabream) is the source of this 2047-nucleotide messenger RNA. RefSeq names its product myosin binding protein Hb (gene mybphb). NCBI's taxonomy places the organism in Eukaryota, Metazoa, Chordata, Actinopteri, Spariformes, Sparidae. Bases 75 to 1613 code for a protein of 512 amino acids. Gene Ontology annotation, molecular function: protein binding. The transcript is spliced from 13 exons. The record is from RefSeq and is a predicted model, not a curated record.
CCCCGCACCAUCACCGGCAUUGGAUCCAGAUUUUAAGGACUUUACUUUGUUGGGAAUUAGCUGCAACCUUCAACAUGCCGUCCAAGCCAGCCCCGAUCAAGAAGGCGGCUGGUAAAGAACCAGCCAAGAAGGAGGAGAAGGCUCCGGAACCCGCUCCAGAGCCGGCACCCGAGCCCGCCCCCGCCGAGGCCGCCCCCGCUGAGGUAGAGGCUGCACCUGCAGAGGCGGCUCCUGCCGAGGGAGAGGCCGCCGCUGCCCCGCCAGCUGAGGAGCCCAAGCCCCCCACCCCUCCACCCGCAGACGCUGAAGCUGCUGAAGCUGCGCCAGAGGAGCCUAAAGCACCCACACCUCCCCCGCCUCCGCCCAAAGAGCCCACAAGCGCUCCACUGGAUCUGUUUAUCGAGGACAAGAACGACACUUCGGUUUCUAUCAUCUGGAGCCAGCCAGAGGUCGUCGGACACACCGGUCUGGACGGAUACCUCAUUGAAGUCGCAAAGGAAGGAACCGAGGACUGGAAAGCCGUCAACGAGGAGCUGCAGAAGUCUUGCCGCUACGUCAUCAAGAACCAGACCACCGGUGACCGUCUGAAGAUCCGUGUGGUGGCCGUGAACGCCGGAGGCCGCAGCCCCCCGGUCACCCUCCCCGAGGCCGUGCUGGUGAAGGAGGUUGCUGAUCGUCCCAAGGUCCGCCUGCCCCGUUUCCUCAGGCAGAGAUACGUGGCCAACGUCGGAGAUAAGAUCAACCUGACCAUCCCCUUCACAGGCAAACCCAAACCUGUGGUCAGCUGGACAAAGAACGGUCAGCCCCUGGACACGAAGAGGGUGAACAUCCGCAGCACCGAGAGGGACAGUAUCCUGUUCAUCCGUACAUCUGAGAGAGAGGACUCCGGAGUGUAUGAGAUGUGCGUGAAGGUGGAUGACUUCGAGGACAGGGCUUCACUCAUCCUUCAGAUCGUUGAGCUGCCUGGACCUCCUGCCAGCGUCAAGAUUGUGGAUACCUGGGGCUUCAAUGUUGCUCUGGAGUGGACCGCACCCACCGACAACGGUAACACAGAAAUCACCGGAUACACAAUCCAGAAGGCUGACAAAAAAACUGGAGACUGGUUCACUGUGCUGGAGCAUUACCAUAGACUGAAUGCUACCAUCUCUGACCUCAUCAUGGGCAACACCUACAAGUUCAGAGUGUUCUCUGAGAACAAGUGUGGAAUCAGCGAGGACGCUACUGUUGCAAAGGAAGAGGCCAAGAUCCUGAAGACAGGUAUUGAGUACAAGCCUCCUGAGUACAAGGAACACGACUUCACCGAGCCACCCAAGUUCACCACCUCUCUGAACGACAGAGCCACCACCGUCGGCUACAGCACCAAGCUGCUCUGCUCCGUCAGGGGAAGCCCAAAACCCAAGGUUCAGUGGAUGAAGAACCAGAUGAUUAUUGGCGAUGACCCCAAGUACAGGCAGAUCUGCGUUCAGGGUAUCUGCUCCCUGGAGAUCCGUAGGCCUGGUAACUUUGACGGCGGUGUGUACUCCUGCAAAGCCAAGAACGAUCACGGAGAGGCAACUGUCAGCUGCAAGCUGGAGGUCAAACAGCCGGCGGUUGCAGAUGCAGACAAGAAAUAGGUCAACAUUCACAUUCUCACAGGAGCAGAAGGAACGAGACCUUUGCAGCACAAGGAAGGUGCUGGGUUCCUGGAAGAACAUGUAAAUAUGGCUGGUGACUGCACUGCCAAAGGGUUGUUGCCUGUGGCCUCUUGCCGAGUGUUACCCUGUGUUAUGAUGAACUAUUGUUGUCGCUAUAUGCCAUUAUCAUUCACAGCAUUGUAUUAAGUCCAUGAAGUCUGUAUCCAUGUCCACAGUCAGCUUUUUUCCCCAACGACUGUCUGUGGUAACUAAAUUAUCCCACUUUCAAACACUGUUACCCCAAUUUUAUUUAAUCUUGUCAGUCUUAUAUAGGUGCGCACCGAGAGUUUUACAACAUGAAUUCACUGUUCCUCAUAGGACAACUGCAUAGAACAUCUACCUGUUUAUACCAAUAAAUGAUUUAAUUUCUGGUC